This is a messenger RNA of Bombyx mori (domestic silkworm), 387 nucleotides long. RefSeq names its product histone-lysine N-methyltransferase SETMAR-like. The transcript has a single exon. The record is from RefSeq and is a predicted model, not a curated record. Gene Ontology annotation, molecular function: histone H3K36 methyltransferase activity; single-stranded DNA endonuclease activity; single-stranded DNA binding. Gene Ontology annotation, biological process: double-strand break repair via nonhomologous end joining; DNA integration; replication fork processing. Gene Ontology annotation, cellular component: nucleus; site of double-strand break; condensed chromosome. The coding region runs from base 1 to 387 and encodes 128 amino acids. Lineage: Eukaryota; Metazoa; Arthropoda; Insecta; Lepidoptera; Bombycidae.
AUGAAAUAUCAGUAUAUUUACGCGUACAAAUUCUACCAUGGCACCAGUGCUGCAGAAACAGCUCGAAGAAUUAAUGAUGAGUACGGUGCUGGUUUACCAACCUCUUGGACGACCGGAGACCGUGAAGAAUUAAAGGCUACUGUGGAGGCUGAUCCAUCACAAAGCACUUCAGAGAUAGCUGCAGGCUUCGGGGUAAGUGAUAAAACUGCAUUAAUCCCCUUGAAGCAAAUCGGGAAAGUAGAAAAACUUGAACAAUGGGUACCUCAUGAAUUGAGUGAAUCGAACUUGCAAACACGUGUCGACUGCUGUGUUACUUUGUUCAACCGUGUACUUGUGAUGAAAAGUGGAUACUGUACGAUAAUCGGAAGCGCUCGUCGCAAUGGCUAA